GAACUUUCUUCAACCUUAAAAUCUCAUCGCCACGAUGAGAUGAAACAUGUUAUGAUGAAAUAAUAUGAAUUUAUACGAUAUAAAAUGAGUCAAGGAGUGAUCCUCUUAUAUAAAAAUCCCCCAUGGCUUCAUUACGCCGUCUUCUCACCACUCUCAGCCGACCAAUUAUAAGACUUAAUACACCACACUUAAUUCUACGCCGAUCCUUCAGUGCAGAAGCCGUCUCACAUCUAUCAAACCGAGUCCAAGUCUACAUCUCACGAGCCACAGACCCGUAUCUCAACCUCUCCAUCGAGCACUUCCUGCUCCAAAAAUCGCCCCCAGACUCAGUAGUGCUCUUUUUAUACGGAAACCGGCCCUGCGUCGUUAUUGGGCGGAACCAAAACCCAUGGGUCGAAGUAAAUCUCGGUCUCCUAAACCGCAAAGGCGGAAACGGAGUCGUAUUCGACAACAACGCAAAUGCUGAAGACAAUGACACCAACGUCCUCCUCGUCCGCCGGCGCUCAGGCGGAGGCACCGUGUUCCACGACAGCGGCAACAUGAACUACAGCGUCAUAUGCCCACCCGCAUCAUUCGACCGAGAUAAACACGCCCUCAUGGUCGUCCGGGCGCUACAAAACCUCGGUGUAUCCCACACACGCGUAAACUCACGCCACGAUAUCGUACUCGACGUCCCCCCAUCAUCCAACAACUCACACCCACAAAAUGAAUUACAGACUUUCAAAAUCUCCGGCUCCGCAUACAAACUAACCCGCCUGCGCUCCCUGCACCACGGAACCUGUCUCCUAUCCUCCCCCAACCUACCCCUCGUAAGCCCCCUCCUGCGCUCCCCAGCCGCGCCCUACAUACGCGCGCGCGGUGUCGAGAGUGUACGGAGUCCAGUGCGGAACGUCGGGAUGUCUCUCAUUUCCGAUUUCGCGGAUGCGGUAGUCUCCGAGUUCCAUACUAUGUACGGUAACACAGAUGUGGACAUCGUAGAAGCGUCUGAAGCGGAGGGGCUGUUAGGUGAAAUCCCGGAUAUCGCGAAGGGGUAUAGUGAGCUUAAGUCGCCGGAAUGGAUAUACACGCAGACACCGCAAUUUACAUUUUCCACACACCCUACGGAGGACGAUCCACGUCCUCGGCCGCCGUUGCCGAAAGAUUUACCGCCGGAUUUCCGCGCCACUUUCACGGUGCGACAUGGACAGGUUACUGACGUAUCUGGGACGGACCUGCUGGCGCCCUUGAAAUCGACGUACCUCCACCAUGUCACUAACUGGCGGCCGAAAGUUAGUAACGAGCCCGUUGGCAAAUGGCUGAAUGGUUUAUUUGGAGUCGGCGGCGGGAUUUAAAUAUCACUUUUGAUCUUAGAACUUAUAUGGUAAUUUUGGAAACUAAAAUCGGGGUAUAAAAUAUGUGUUAAUACUUCUGUAUCAUAUCAUACACCAAC
Messenger RNA from Hypoxylon trugodes, 1429 nucleotides. RefSeq lists its product as uncharacterized. The transcript is spliced from 2 exons. The record is from RefSeq and is a predicted model, not a curated record. Gene Ontology annotation, biological process: protein lipoylation. Gene Ontology annotation, cellular component: cytoplasm; mitochondrion. Gene Ontology annotation, molecular function: lipoyltransferase activity. The coding region runs from base 123 to 1331 and encodes 402 amino acids. Lineage: Eukaryota; Fungi; Ascomycota; Sordariomycetes; Xylariales; Hypoxylaceae.